AUGGCCCUCGAAACUUUACUCUUAAGAGUAAAAACAGCUUUUUCAAACAGUUUCGACACAGUUCACAAAACGACACCGUCUUCAAAAACAAACCCAAAACGCAUCGCCGUUUUAGCCUUCGAAGUUGCCGGAGUUAUGUCGAAGCUUCUUCAUCUCUGGCAAUCACUUUCCGACGCAAAUAUUGUUCGUCUUCAAAACGACGUCGUUUCACUCGAAGGUGUUUUGAAACUAAUCUCAAACGACAAGUCGUUUUUAAUCAAACUCGCUGUUGCUGAGUUCGCUGACUCACUCAGACUCGCUUCUGACUCAGUCUCUCGACUCAGUCUCAACUGCAAUAACCCAACACUCCGAUCUUUCCACCGAGUUUUCACUGAGUUCGCUGACUCGGGAUUUGACUCAGUUGGUUGGACUCUCACCACCCCAAAAGAAAUUGAAUCCAAACAUAGAAGAAUGGAACGUUACGUGACUCUCACGUUAACUCUUCAUAGAGAAAUUGAUGAGCUUUCACUUUUAGAAAGCACGUUGAGAAAAGCACUUCUCAACACCAACAACAAAAGCAGAAUCAGUGAUCUUGAACAAAAGAUUUUCUGGCAGAAACAAGAGGUAAAGAAUCUCAAAGAAAAAUCAUUAUGGAACAAAGGUUUUGAUAAUGUUGUUCUGUUAUUAGCAAGAUUUGUUUUCACUUUGUUAGCAAGAAUUAAGGUUGUUUUUGGAAAUGGUAAUGGAAAUGGAAAUCAUUUACCUUAUUUAUCACGAAGUUUAUCAACUUCUGCUGCUGUUUAUCCUUCAGAUCAUCAAAAAGAUCAAAACUUUGUAUCUGGGCCGUUGAAAAGUUUCAAACUUGAUGAUUAUUCUUCUGAUCAUAAAAAAGUUGAAAACUUUUCAUCUGGGCCGUUGAAAAGUUUCAAACUUGAUGAGAAAAAAGUUGAUUUAAGAAAUGGGUUUUUUGAGUCAAAUUGUAAAGUUUUGAAACCACCACAAGGUAGUUUAGGUGAUUCAGCUUUAUCAUUACAUUAUGCUAAUUUGAUUAUUGUUAUGGAAAAAAUGAUUAAAUCACCUCAAUUAGUUGGUGUUGAUGCUAGAGAUGAUUUAUAUGCUAUGUUACCAAAUAGUAUAAGAUCAUCAUUGAGAUUAAGGUUAAAAGGGUCAAUUGGAUUUAGUGCUUGUGAUCCUUUAUUGGCUAAUGAAUGGAAAAAUGCUUUGGGUAGAAUACUUUGUUGGUUGUUACCAUUGGCACAAAAUAUGAUUAGGUGGCAAAGUGAAAGAAGUGUUGAAGAAAAGAGAUUGGUUCUUAAGAAAUCUAAUGUGUUGCUUUUGCAAACUUUGGUUUUUGCUAAUAAGGUGAAGACUGAAGCUGCUAUAACUGAGUUGCUUGUUGGUUUGAAUUAUAUUUGGAAGUUUGAGAGGGAAAUGACUGCUAAGGCUUUGUUUGAUUGUAACAAUGAUUUUAAUGGGUUUUUAAGUUUGUAUAAAUCUAGUUAA
Molecule: messenger RNA, 1482 nt
Organism: Trifolium pratense (red clover)
Lineage: Eukaryota; Viridiplantae; Streptophyta; Magnoliopsida; Fabales; Fabaceae
Product: protein PSK SIMULATOR 1
Exons: 1
Coding region: 1-1482 (493 amino acids)
Biological process (GO): positive regulation of growth
Source: RefSeq, a predicted model, not a curated record